AUGGCACCCCUUCUGGCUCCCUAUAACAGUGCUAUGAGACUUGGCUCUGGCUUCAACUCAUACACACAUGAGCUGUGCCUCGAUGAUGCCGUCAAAAAGGGAACCGGUAGCCCCCCGAAGCUUUCAGACGGCGAAGGUGUCGCCCAGUCUGUUGUCUUUAAGACGAGUGUCAUAGACAAGAUGUCUGACAUUACGGAUGCUCUCAAUAUCAGCGGAGCCCUCACUAUCAAAUACAACAAUCUUAUCGAUGGAACCGGCAAGGGAUCUUUUAUCAACUCCAAUAAGAUCAAAGACGCCGAUAUCAAUUUUCUGAUUAGUGUCAAGGUGAUCAAUCAGACUGUCACGGAUAAUGCACUGACCGAGUUUGCUCCGAUCGAUAAUCUUCCUGCUGAGAAGUUCACCGAGGUUUAUGGCGAUACUUUUAUCUCAGGCUUCCAGGAAGGAGGAGAGUUUAACGCAGUCAUUUCGAUCAAGGUCAAGGAUAAGAAUCAGGUCGAGAAUAUCAAAGCAGAUGCGGCUGUCGCCUUGACCACCCCCUCAUUCGGAAGUGAAAAGCCCAAGGCAGAAAAUACAGAAACGUAUGCUGUUGCUCCCAAUGAUCAAAAUAAUGAACAAGGUAAUGAACAGCAAGGAGGCAACGAAGCAGGAGAGGAGACGAAGAAGAAGGAGGACGGGGCCGACAGUCCCACGGGGUUGGCCAUAAAAGGGAACGCAGAGGUUGAAAAGAACCUGCAAGAUCUCUUCCAGGAGAACGAAACGACCGUUUCUGUCAGCUAUUCAGGGGGUGGGCAGGACCUAAAGAAGCGUACGUUCUCGUUCGUUACGCUGGAUAAAGAUACUAACAAAGCUACUUUAGCUGAUGAUGAUUGGAAUGUGAAGAACAUGCGAGCGGCAGCACUUCGAUUCCCCGCUCUAGUGGCUAAGACACCUGUUCGCACCAAUGCAGUGCUCACAAAGUAUACGGCUCUCAGAAGCUUUCAUACCCAAAAGAAAGACAAGAACAACAAGGAGGCUGUUCCUCUGUCGUAUGAGAAUGCGAGUGUUUACACUUCAAUCUUGGAGGAUGCGUUUCUGGAUUAUAAAAACAUCUACAAGGAGAUUCGGUUAUCGGAGGGAGAUUUGGCUUCCGGCAAGAAGGAAUUCGAGGCGAGCACUGCCAAGGAGAGCACAGGGAAGGAAAACACUAGCAAGGAAAGCACAGGCAAGGAGAGCACAUACAGCGGUAGGUCCAUCUACAAUUCAAGACACGCAUGUGCUAACAACGCAGAAUCUGAUGGUACGAGAAAAGAUGCCACUCCACAGGCGCAUAUUGCCACAGAGCCAUUUGCGCCAACACUCGCUGGGUUCGAAUCAGCCAAGUGUUAUAUUCGGCGAAACAUGAAUUUGAUUGUGAGAGAGGUUGAUGAAAUCAAGAAGAACCCUGACCGCGCGAGUGAGGACCGUCCUCUGCCGUGCCAGAGUCCGAUUAUCUUCAAACAGUACCUUCCAGUGCCAAAAGAGCCGUCUAAGCCGACUGUGUAG
Messenger RNA from Aspergillus oryzae RIB40, 1521 nucleotides. RefSeq lists its product as uncharacterized. Lineage: Eukaryota; Fungi; Ascomycota; Eurotiomycetes; Eurotiales; Aspergillaceae. The coding region runs from base 1 to 1521 and encodes 506 amino acids. The record is from RefSeq and is a predicted model, not a curated record. The transcript is spliced from 4 exons.